Molecule: messenger RNA, 1287 nt
Organism: Dictyostelium discoideum AX4
Lineage: Eukaryota; Evosea; Eumycetozoa; Dictyosteliales; Dictyosteliaceae
Gene: apm1
Exons: 3
Coding region: 1-1287 (428 amino acids)
Biological process (GO): intracellular protein transport; vesicle-mediated transport
Cellular component (GO): clathrin-coated vesicle membrane; Golgi apparatus; clathrin adaptor complex
Source: RefSeq, a predicted model, not a curated record
AUGGCCGCAUCAGCUAUAUUUUUAAUGGACUCAAAGGGUAAAGUUCUAAUCUCACGUAACUAUCGUGGUGAUGUUCCAAUGAGUGUUGCAUCAAAAUUUAUAUCAAAAAUUUUAGAAGAAGAAGAUCUCAACUUAAAACCAAUCAUCCAAGAAGAUGGUAUCUCUUAUAUUUAUGUUAAACAUAAUAAUUUAUUUUUAUUGGCAACAACAGAAAGAAAUGCAAAUGCGGCAACAAUAUUAUUAUUUUUAUAUAAAAUGAUUGAAGUUUUUAAUGAAUACUUUAAAGAAUUAGAAGAAGAGAGUAUUAGGGAUAACUUUGUAGUAAUUUAUGAAUUGAUGGAUGAAAUGAUGGAUUUUGGAUAUCCACAAUCUACAGAGCCAAAGAUUCUUCAAGAAUAUAUUACUCAAGAAGGUUAUAAAUUAGAGAGAGGUGCAAGAGGUAUGGUAUUACCAGCAGCAAUUACAGGUGCAGUCUCUUGGAGAAAAGAAGGUAUUAAAUAUAAUAAGAAUGAAGUAUUUUUAGAUGUUGUCGAAUCAAUCAAUCUUUUAGUUUCAGCAAAUGGUACUGUACUUAGAAGUGAAAUCGUUGGUGCCGUUAAAAUGAAAUCAAAAUUAUCUGGUAUGCCAGAAUUAAGAUUAGGUUUAAAUGAUAAAAUUUUAUUUGAAAAUAGUGCAAAGACUGGUGCACCAAAAGGUAAAGGUGUAGAAUUAGAAGAUGUUAAAUUCCACCAAUGUGUUAGAUUAUCAAAAUUUGAAAAUGAUAGAACUAUUUCAUUCAUUCCACCAGAUGGCGAAUUCGAAUUGAUGAGUUAUCGUUUGAAUACAACUGUUAAACCAUUGAUAUGGGUAGAAUGUAUUAGUGACACACAUGCACAUUCGCGUGUUGAAUAUAUGGUUAAAGCCAAAUCACAAUUUAAGGGUAAAUCAAUUGCAAACAAUGUAGAGAUCAUAGUACCAGUACCACCAGAUGCUGAUACUCCAAAAUUCAGAUGCACUGUUGGUACUUGUAAAUAUGCACCAGAGAAAGACGCAAUCAUUUGGACAAUCAAACAAUUCCCAGGUGGUGGUAGAGAGUUUUUAAUGAGAGCUCAUUUUGGUUUACCAUCAAUCUCUGAUGAAAAACCAGCUACUAAACCUCCAAUCAUGGUUAAAUUCGAAAUUCCAUAUUACACCGUUUCUGGUAUCCAAGUUAGAUAUCUUAAAAUUAUUGAAAAAUCUGGUUAUCAAGCUUUACCUUGGGUACGUUAUGUUUGUUUAAGUGGUGAUUAUCAGUUUAGAACUUCUUAA